GACAAACUUUGUCACUUAAAAAAUCCAAGAUUUCUUGGAAAAAUCAAAACUUUUCAUAUUGAUCCAUUGAACUCAAUAAUUAAUAACUUAUUGAGUUAAAUAUGUUGAACAGACUGUACCGAACUGGCAUGGAGGAAAAAUGUUGGGUAGUCUAUGCUCUCACUCAAACUCCUUGACAGAGACAACUUGGCUUACGAUUUAAAGCUAACACUAUAAUCUGUGCUAAUCAAAGAUAAAAAUAAAGAUGUAAUAUUUCUGGUGCUAAUAGCGUAGUUUCGGUAAAACCAGUGCAUCUGUGGGAUUCUAUACCAUAGAUAGACAAACUAUUCUCUCUUUGUAGUAAUGGCUCAAGUUACCAGGGAAAGAGUUCCUCUGUUUUUUAUGGAAUUAUUAGAAAUAGAUAAAAAAGUUACAAAAUGUAUUGUAGAGAAGGGAAAUAAUUUACUAGUGUUCCGUUCAAUGAGACUUCAGUAUAGAGCACUGGAGGUAUCCUGUCAUGGUAUUCCAUGGUUAGCUUUCUGGAUAGCUUUCACUUGGUUGUUCAAUGAUUCAUCACUAAUACAACUACAGGUUAACAUGUUGUUAGGACUUCUACUUGAUAUUAUCGUGGUUGCUGUUUGUAAAGCGUAUUUCCGUAGAAGACGGCCAUCCACGAACCAAGACGAUGCUUUAGGACAAAUGGGACCAGAUGUAUUCAGCUUUCCAUCAGGACAUUGCAGUAGGGCAGUUUUAGUUUUAUUCUUUUUCACAAGAUUAUGGCCUGUUCCUAUGAUAUUUGUACCACCAAUGUUAGCUUGGGUUUUUAGUAUAUGCGCCAGUAGAAUUUUAAUGCAGAGACAUUACUUACUGGAUAUUGUGGGGGGUAUUUUGUUGGGAUUGUUAGAAGGUGGUGUAAUGGAUUUUUUGUGGCUUAGUGAGGACAGCGCCAAAUAUGUGAUGUCAUACUUAUCAGACGAAAAAAUUGAUGGAGGAGACUAUCAUGUAUGAAACUGUGUAUUUUUUCCUUUGUAUGUUUCAUCGACCUCCCAUCGCUGUGCUUCUGUCUCUUUAGGUCUUCAAAAUGGGUUCAACAUUUUGUAUCAUCUUGUAACUAACUAACUGUAAGAUGAUGUACCCCUGUAUUAAAUAAUAUUCAGAGUA
Coccinella septempunctata (seven-spotted ladybird) is the source of this 1140-nucleotide messenger RNA. Its product is annotated as phospholipid phosphatase 6. NCBI's taxonomy places the organism in Eukaryota, Metazoa, Arthropoda, Insecta, Coleoptera, Coccinellidae. The transcript is spliced from 5 exons. Bases 343 to 987 code for a protein of 214 amino acids. Gene Ontology annotation, molecular function: sphingosine-1-phosphate phosphatase activity. The record is from RefSeq and is a predicted model, not a curated record.